Molecule: messenger RNA, 1043 nt
Organism: Brachypodium distachyon (stiff brome)
Lineage: Eukaryota; Viridiplantae; Streptophyta; Magnoliopsida; Poales; Poaceae
Product: glucan endo-1,3-beta-glucosidase GII
Biological process (GO): carbohydrate metabolic process
Cellular component (GO): plasma membrane
Molecular function (GO): hydrolase activity, hydrolyzing O-glycosyl compounds
Source: RefSeq, a predicted model, not a curated record
CAGUGUAGCUGUUCCUGAGCCCUCUCAAGCGGAACCAAAUUAGGAAUACUAAUUAACUAAGCGGCCCAGCCCAGUGUGGAAUCCUGUAUAAAUACUUAAAUAGGGCCUGGUUGCCUGCUUGGUAGAUACACAAGUUUGCAAGGAGCAAAAGGAACUGGAUCUGCACUACAGCUCUCCGUAUAAAAAUGGCACGGCAAGAUGGUGCUACCUCUGUGCUUGCAGCCAUGCUGGUCGUCGUCGGGGUCUUUGCAUCCAUCACUGGGGUUCAAUCCAUCGGCGUGUGCUACGGGGUUCGCGACGAGAACGUGCCCCGCAUCGCCUCCUCCGCCUCCGUCGCCGCUGACUGGGUCAAGCUCAACGUCCAGCGCUACCCCGGCGUCGCCUUCCGCUACAUCGCAGUCGGCAACGAGAUCACCGGCUCCGCAACGCAGAACAUCGUGCCGGCCAUGAGGAACCUCAACGCGGCGCUCUCGGCAGCCAGGCUGAGCGGCAUCAAGGUGUCCACGGCGGUCAGGAUGGACGUGCUCGCAGCCUCCUCGCCUCCCUCAACAGGCGCCAUCAGGGACGCCUACAUGACGCAGGUCGUCAAGAUCCUGGCCAGCACGGGGGCGCCAUUGCUGGCCAACGUGUACCCUUACUUCGCCUACACGGGCACCAAGGGCAUCGAUCUCAACUACGCGCUCUUCAAGCCCAGCUCCUCCACGGUGCGCGACAACGGGCUUACUUACACCAACCUCUUCGACGCCAUGGUCGACGCUCUGUACGCGGCCGUGGAGAAGGCCGGUGGGUCGAGCGUGCCCAUCGUGAUCUCCGAGACCGGGUGGCCGUCGGCCGGGGGCGCCGCCGCCACCGUCGCUAACGCGCAAGCGUACAACCAGAACCUCAUCAACCAUGUCCGUGGGGGAACGCCUAAGAGACCUGGGGCAAUCGAUGCCUACUUGUUCGCUAUCUUCAACGAGAACCGGAAGACAGGAGCCGAGACUGAGAAGCACUUUGGGCUGUUUAACCCGGACAAGUCGCCCGUGUAUCCAAUCAAAUUCUGA